Molecule: messenger RNA, 2436 nt
Organism: Cyanidioschyzon merolae strain 10D
Lineage: Eukaryota; Rhodophyta; Bangiophyceae; Cyanidiales; Cyanidiaceae
Product: similar to retinoblastoma binding protein 2
Exons: 1
Coding region: 1-2436 (811 amino acids)
Source: RefSeq, a predicted model, not a curated record
AUGCCUCGCAAGCGUUCGCGUCUCGAUAAGGCUUCUUCUGAUAUGGGUGCUGGCAAACCCAAGGUCUACACUGGCGCAGAGCGCGUGCCGGCGAAACGAGGUGCGGUAAGCGUUGCGCCGACUCGCCGGAAUCAGGCCGGAGAGGCGCACCCCCGAGACGCACAAGGCACGAAGCGGAGCAAGCGUCUCAUAACGUCAACACGAGCUUCUAACCUUGAGGACGACAUUGAGGAUGACUUUGUGUGCUCCGUUUGUGGUUCUGGGCACGACGAGGACCUCCUUUUGCUUUGCGAUGGCUGUAACGGGGCUCGACACACGUACUGCUGCUCGCCCCCGUUACUCCAGGUCCCUGAGGGAGACUUUAUCUGUCCGGAUUGUAAUUCGGAUCAGCAGUGGAACGCGGCGCCCAGCGCACUGGCGCCUUGUGAGCGCUCAGACAAGCAUGCACGAAUGCGUUCAAACGCGUCAGAGACUAGGGCACCGGCAAUCGCUGCAGCUGCUGCUGGACAAGGCUUUUCAUAUAACAAACAAUUCACUGGCGACAGCGAUGCUGGAGAGCGUGUUCCCCAGAGGCCCGCGGUUUCCUCCAUGAUGAUCUCUGGAGACUCAAGGCGUUCGCCUAGUCCGCAUAUGAGACUGGCCAGUGCGGAGCUUUCGCAAGCUGAGCCUAUGCCUGGAGCGCAUUUGCGCGAAGCGGAUGCCGCUGUGGAGGCCAUUUCUCUGGGUACCGCCAGUGACAGCAGGCUGACACUUGCAGAGAUCGGUGCACCGCCGGCGUCCUUCCCGUCUCCGCACAGGCGCGCACCUGCGGAUACGCUCCGCGAAUGCGUCGAGAAGAGCUCUGAUAGCGAGUCGGCAGCAUCGCAACUCGUCGCAAUACAAAGCGCACCCACAGAAUCUGAAGGCAAGCUGCGUCACGAUUCAUUUGCGAGCGCCCAAGUCGUACGGCAGACGACCGUUGUGUCGGCGGAGGGUGCGAGCCCGUCGACAGGGGGCUGCGAGGGAUUCCCUGGUCAUGCGUUGCCCGCGCAGAGCGAAUCCACGGGUCUGACCCAGACCCCAGUGCACGCUGAUCUGCAUUCCACUGCAUCCUCGAAUGCGUCUGAACUGGAGACCGGCGCAAUCGAAGCCGAACACAUCGCUCCGUGCGGUAGCGCUUUGGGAGCAACUGCACGAGCAGGGGGCCAGGUGCCUGCCGCGACUGGCCCUGCUGCCGAACUCGUCUUGCAAGCGCCAUCAACGCUGUCGAAACGGCCAUCUAUGCAGAUGCCGUUGGCGCAUCCAGGGAGCAUGGUGGCAGUCGGCGAUGCCCCGGAGCACCAGACAUAUGAGCGACAUGCGGUAGACCUCGACUCUGUGGCAACCGAAACGCUUUUGAAAGACACGGGAGCUUUGGUAUGCGUGGAAAACUCGUCCAUAUCAUCGAAUAGCGCUGUCCAGCUUGACAGCUCAGUUGACGCGACGCAAGUUUCCUCCAAGCCGGAUUCGGCGGCCAUUUCUGUGGAGGGCGUGCGACUGCGCGAUUCCCUUGGGCGAGAGUCGGACGGCGCUGCCGCGUCACUGGGCCAAGCAUCAGACGCAGCAUCUCAACCAGAAACUGCGUCUCGGCUAGUUCGCAGCGUGCCAAGUAGUGCGGCCGGUCGUCCGGCUCGCCGCAUCAUGCCCCGGGUUGGUGAAGCCUUUCAGGUCCCCGAAGCCGCAAUACCUGCCGACUUUCCAGAUGGCGAGCAACGCGGAUACGCAACCGACAGCGAGCGUAUAGCGAGUCUCGAGGCGUUGCGAAAACAGAUUCAGCGGCAUAUUGAAACGUACCUGGAGAAACCUGGCUCGGUAUACUGGUAUGCGGGAAAGAUACCCGAGGCGCAGCUGCGUACCUACCUAGAAAAAUGCAGCGCAUUUAUUGAAAAGCGCUGGGGUCUACCGGCGACCGCUGAACAGGAAUUUGUGCUCCACUGCAUUCUACACGAGAACAACUAUGAUGUGGACGCUGCCUAUGUCGUGGUCACUGAGACCGAGCGUUUGGCUCCACAGGCGGUGGAUCCCACUUGCUGGACCAGUGAGGAUCGUUCUUUAUUUGCGCGAGGGAUUUUCGAGUACGGCAAGCAGUUUUCCCUCAUCCAGCGUUAUUUGCUCCCGCAUCGUCGCGUACAGGAUCUAGUGCGCUAUUAUUUCCGAAAAUACAAGCAACUGGUGGAGCAGCAAAUGAAUAGUGCUCAGAUGGAGUUUGGCUAUCUCUAUGACACUGGCGAGGAGCCGGUACCACAUGCUCGGCCCUUUCCCAGCUGCGUCUUUGUUAACAUGUUGCGAAUGCAGGCGCGGACGGCAGGCGAUGGAUUUCCCUUUCCCGGAUGGUUUCGCCAGCACCUGGUGGCGGUUCGCGAAAUACGUCGCCUGCGCACCGUGGAGGCCCUAGGCCGCAGCUUUACUGCCCGCUGA